Molecule: messenger RNA, 498 nt
Organism: Debaryomyces tyrocola
Lineage: Eukaryota; Fungi; Ascomycota; Pichiomycetes; Serinales; Debaryomycetaceae
Source: the annotation of a GenBank genome assembly
AUGUCAUUCAAUACACAGCCACCUAUAAAUAAUACAAAGAGGAGAAGAAAGCAACGUCUUUUCACUAGAGAUAUUGAACAAUUAUUGUACUCUUUGGGCGAUGGACCUUACACCUCUGACCAAACAGUGAAUGCCUUGGAAGAGACAUUAGUGACAUAUCUCAGCGAUCUAUGUCAUACGACUUUACAAUUUGCUAGAAACCAAGGAAGAUCUAGAGUUAAGAUUGAUGAUUUUCCGUUCGCUUUAAGAAAUGACCCAUAUAAAUUGUCAAGGUUGGAAUAUAUUAUAAAUCAAAGUCAAAAAAUUGAAAAAGCGAAGAAGAUAUUUGAUGAUAAGAAUGUAGUAUCCAACUUAAGUGCUACUGAGAAAGAUAAUGACGAUAAUGAUGACGAUAAUAAUAAACAUAAAUACGAACAACCUAAUCCCAAAAAGAAAAAGAGAAAGGUUACUGGAAACGUAACAUUAAGACAGCAAGAUGAAGGGUCCGAUGAGAACUAA